GGUCAUUUCCGCAGUCCCUAUUGGAUUCCUUGCACAGAGAGGCUCUGGGCUAAGGAUGUCAAACUCAUUUUUACUGGGGGUCACAUCAGCCUCUUGGUUGCCUUCAAAGGACCAAAUGUAAUUUCAGGACUGUAUAAAUGUAACUACUUCUUAUCUAGGAGCAAGGAUCUCGGCACUGCUGCCGGGCAGAAACAAGGUGCGGACCGGAUAAAGCAAAGCGGAAGGCCAGAUUUGGCCCGGAGGCCUUGUGUUUGCUACUUGUGCUCUGGGCCAAAAUAGACCAGCACAGACUAAACAGAGCACCCUGUGGGCCCUGCAACCUCAGGUGACCAGGUGAUGAGGAGUGUCAUGUUUAAGCUACCGGUGUGCAACCAACUCUCCAGAAAUGCCUUUGUGAACUGAAAAGAGAUUGGUGAAGGCAGGACUUUCCAGGGACAGCAGCAAGCAGUCAGCUUGUAGGUGAGCCUCCCAGAAGCCUGUUUUCACUGCUCUUCAGCACCUGUCCUGGAAGUCAUGGAAGGUACCAUCACUGUGGACCCCUGGACUGGGUUCAGACUUUUUGUUUUGGUAUAGUGAGAGUUUACUCCUCAACAGGCUAUUUUAGUGUUUAGAUUUGCAUUCCAGGCCUUGAGGAGGGGGUUCUGAGGGCCACCAGUGAGAGGUGAGGAAUAAUAUCUAAUUAUAUACAUAAAAUGAGGUGGCCGCACUAGUGUGGGCCCCUCCCCCUCAUGACCUUGGCCCUUUUCCACUCAUCAACCCAGGUUAUGGGAUCUCAGAAGACAUGGGGCCAGGGCAGGGAAGAUGCCUGUGGGUUUUUGGAACAGGCGAUUUCACUUGGAUUUUGAAUUCUUUUCUGUCUGAACACAAAGCCUGUUAUAGUUCUAGAUUAGGGAUGUCAAACUCAUUUUCACCGGGGGUCACAUCAGCCUCUCAGUUGCCUUCAAAGGACCAAAUGUAAUUUCAGGACUGUAUAAAUGUAACUACUUCUUAUCUAGGAGCAAGGAUCUCGGCACUGCUACCGGGCAGAAACAAGGUGCCGGACCACAUAAAGCAAAGCAGAAGGCCAGAUUUGGCCCGGGGGUCUUGUAUUUGCUACCUGUGCUCUGGGCCAAGAUAGACCAGCACAGACUAAACAGAGGACCCUGUGGGCCCUGCAGCCUCAGGUGACCAGGUGAUGAGGAAUGUCAUGUUUAAGCUACCGGUGUGCAACCAACUCUCCAGAAAUGCCUUUGUGCACUGAAAAGAGAUUGGCUAAGGCAAGUGAAAGCAGGACUUUCCAGGGACAGCAGCAAGCAGUCAGCUUGUAGGUGAGCGUCCCGGAAGCCUGUUCUCACUGCUUUUCAGCACCCAUCCUAGAAGAUAUGGGCGAGGGCAGGGAAGAUGCCUGUGGGUUUUCAGAACAGGCAAUUUCAUUUGGAUUUUGAAUUCUUUUCUGUCUGAACACAAAGCCUGUUAUAUUCCUAGGUCAGGGAUGUCAAACUCAUUUUCACCGGGGGCUACAUCAGCCUCAAGGUUGCCUUCAAAGGGUCAAAUGUCAUUUUAGGAUGGUAUAAAUGUAACUACUCCUUAACUAGGGACAAGGAGCUUGGCACUGCUGCCGGCUAGAAACAAGGUGGAGGGCUGGAUUCGGCCCUCCAGCCUUGUGUUUGCCACCUGUGUCCUAGAUGGACGCUAGGGCCACCAUUGCUGAGGGGCUGACCUGGACCCAAGAGACAUGUCAGCCCGUGUAGACAUUCUUGGACCUCUUCAACCAAGGAAAAUUAACCAGCAUCAUCUUAGAUCACAAGUGCCAAAAUAUUCUGCAAGGAAACUUUAAGCCUGAUUUCCACAUGAAAUACAUUCGUAAGGAUCUUCACUCAGCCAUCGCACUGGGCAGUGCCGUCAACCGUCCAACUACAAUGAUGACUGCAGCCAAUGAAGUAUACAAAGUGAAAGUUGACAGGCCUGUCAGAGUGUAUGCAGAUGGAAUAUUUGACCUCUUUCAUUCAGGCCAUGCAAGGGCACUUAUGCAAGCAAAAACACUAUUUCCCAACAGCUACUUGUUGGUAGGAGUUUGCAGCGAUAACCUUACCCACAAAUUCAAAGGCUUCACUGUGAUGAAUGAAGCCGAGCGAUAUGAAGCUCUCAGACACUGCCGCUAUGUAGAUGAAGUCAUUAGAGAUGCUCCAUGGACACUCACACCCGAGUUUUUGGAAAAACACAAGAUUGACUUUGUGGCCCAUGAUGACAUUCCGUACUCUUCUGCUGGCUCUGAUGAUGUUUACAAGCACAUAAAGGAAGCAGGAAUGUUCGUUCCAACUCAGAGAACAGAAGGCAUCUCGACAUCAGACAUCAUCACAAGAAUUGUCCGGGACUACGAUGUUUAUGCCCGUCGCAACCUUCAGAGAGGAUACACAGCCAAGGAACUGAAUGUCAGCUUUAUAAAUGAGAAGAAAUACCGCUUUCAAAAUCAGGUAGACAAGAUGAAAGAAAAAGUAAAGACCGUGGAGGAAAGGUCAAAGGAAUUUGUGAACCGAGUGGAAGAAAAGAGUCAUGAUCUAAUUCAGAAGUGGGAAGAGAAGUCCAGGGAAUUCAUCGGCAACUUCCUCGAACUAUUUGGGCCUGACGGAGCAUGGAAGCAGAUGUUCCAGGAGAGGAGUAGCCGGAUGCUGCAGGCCCUGUCCCCAAAGCAAAGCCCUGUGAGCAGCCCCACCAGGAGCCGGUCCCCUUCCCGCUCCCCGUCGCCUACCUUCUCGUGGCUCCCGAUCAAAAGCUCACCCCCCUCCUCACCCAAAGCUGCCUCAGCAUCCAUCAGCAGCCUGAGUGAGGGGGAUGAGGAUGAGAAGUAAAGGUUGCUGGCAGACUACAAGAGCUAAACCAUGCAGGCCAGGGAGGAGGGCGGGGACACUGGGGGUGCCUGGGUGGUGUUGGAGGGGUCUUAGUUACAGGAGCGGCAGCUCUGUGGGGAGACCCUGAGCUCUGCUAAGGGAAGGCCUUGGGACCACCUCUCCCUCAUUCUCCACUCAGCCCAGCACCUGGGCUCUGCAGGGAGGUUUCCAGGCAGACAAACUAUACAAACCUCCUUAGCAUCUCUUAGAAUCACUGUACUUUAAGGAAAGAUGCAGAGCACCUCUGGGAGGCUUACACCAAGUGGGGUGCCUUCUGCUUUGGUCCUUCUACCUACCCGCACCACGUGCACCACCUGUGGAAGCAGCUGUUCCCUCAACCUGCUACUUCCUGCUCCUGAGGGCCCUGCACGUUGCCUCCUGCCACCCAAGCUCUGCCAGAAUAAACCUGUUCCCAGCAGAAACACUUGAGUCCAAGGCAAAUGCCAACUUACUCACUUUAGCCACUGAGACCUGACAUUGCAAUGUAUCACUUCUUUCCAGUUCCAGAAAUGUGGCACAUAAACGAAGGUUUGCUUUAGGCCAGAUAUAUAAAAGGUCAUCUACUGUGGCUCUUAAUUUCUUAUUCAGAGGACAGUUUUGUCAAGGAGAGCACCAUGUUAGGCCUAAUGUCCUCUGGGUUGUCCCUUUUCAUCAAUUUAACUUGUUUUCCCAAACUACCUUGAUCUGUGGGAAACGCAACAAAGAAAAAUAUCCUAUAUAACAGAGGAAGGAGGAGCUGCUUUGCUUUGGCUCCAGGCUUAGCAGAUGGUAAAUAUCUCCUGAAGCUUUUCCUUACAGGAUGCUACUAUGGAAUGGCUUUCCCCAUUUCUGACCAGUUAACAGUUUCAUAGACCUCAAGUAACAGUUUGAUGUACCAAACUACGUAGUAUACCCAUAGGGGGCGCUACUUGCACGUACGUGUUCUGUAACAUGCCAUCCAGGGUGCAGGCCAUAGGCAACCUGAAAAUGUAGUUGGCGUUUUACAAUAUACUCCUUUCCUGCUCUCUAAUAACCCUGCUGAAGUCCUUGGUGUUAAGGACUCUCUGGUUCCAUUGUGACUUUGGCACUUUUUUCCAACAGCUCAUCCUGGAUUCCUGUAGAACUGGCUUGGACCAACCAGGAAAUGAGCUGUGGUGUUCUCAUGGCCGCUGUCCUAUUUUUGAGUGAAGGGAGGCUCUGAAGAGUUUCAGAGAGCACUGUGGGAGCCUCGGUUCUGAGCUCAGCAUCUGAAUGGACCAGGGAGGACUGUAGUUAUCCUGGCCGUGGGUUUGCCAAACAGGAUGCAGACCCUAAGCAUUCCUGCUGAGUUGUUUGAAGUUACCACCCUCUGGUCACAGGAAGGAAGUGAGCAGGUAGACUCGAGGGGUAGAACCACACUUGGGUAGAAGAGGCACCACCCGGCUGUCCCAGUAAAGCCUGAGACAAGAGGCCUGAACCAGCAACUUGUAGGCAGAGCCCGGCAUUUCUUGUGACAGAAACACCCCUUUCCAGAGGCGUUGGGAACUGGCCUUCUGGGUGACACGUGGGGCAGGCAGUGAAGGAAGGUGGUGUGUCUUUCCCCCUCGUGUUGGGGUUGAACUACCCUCUGUCCACCUGGAGAUGAGUGGUGUUUAUUGGGAAGUGAAAUCAUAAGGCUAAGCUGGCUCAGAAUGCCUUUGGCUCUUGGCACUGCCCCCAGAACUCUAUCAAGCACUCAUGUGGGACAGAGAGCUGGCAGGAACAUGGCACGUGAGAAGAAAAUUUUGCAGUCAAGGCCUAGAGCACUGCUGUGCAGACAGAGCAAGACCCAUUUGGUGGUGGUUCUUUUUGCUCAUGCACUCGGGAAAGUGGGCACACGUGCCUACCACUUCAGUUGGGCAAGCCUUACAGCUGUGAGAGGAUGAGGAGACCAGCCGGGCAAAGCAAAGUGGUAGGAAUAAGAGGAGAAAAAAGGUGCCUAGAGAGAGGCCCAGGGCAGACAGAUCCACUUUUACCUGAAUCCUGCUCUGGAGCAAAUAGUGUGGGACGGAUGUACCAGGCUGAUAAGUUUGCAGGCCUUAUACCCCAUACUGACAGGUGCCACUUAUGUGACUCGGAUUCAGGGCCAUCAAAGAUGCCAAUUAUGGGAAAUGGCCAGUGUCUGGGAUAUUCCAGAGAUGGGCCAAAACAACCCACAAGCGGAUUCUAAAUUUCACUUCAUGUGCCCCUCCUGACCUCUAGCAAUACCUCCUAAGGCCAUAAGACUACUGAGAAGGAAUGGCGGGGGGGGGGCGGAAUUCUGCCACCCAACAUUUGAUGCUUUCUGGCCAUCAGUUUCUCUCAGCCGCCCCCCCACUUUCCAGGAGGAGGUGGGGUUGCUUUAUUUGGGCCGGCAGGUCAACAGUAAUGGCCCAGACUGAGUGAAGGCUGCAGUGGGAGAUGUACGAGCUUGGGGAGGUCAGCAGUAAUGACUAAAAAAGGGAGGAUUCUCUAGCUCCGGGCAGAGAGGGAAGCUUUGGAUUGAGGACAAGAGCACACCACUUGGGGUUCUGGAAGGGGGCAGGUCAAAUGACGAUGGGCAAUAAUGGGGCUGAAAGAAGGUCAGGGUGGGAGAGUACUUACUUUCAAGUGUCACACCCCCUAACAAGUGAAGAAGGUGGCUUCCUUUCACAGACACCCAAAGUCAAUGGGUACCCGUGUGGGAUGUGGGUCCCCUGUCCACCGCAGCUCCCCAAUUUCAGCACUUCUCCAUGAGCUACCACAGCCUCCUGGGAACCCUGAAAUCAAAUGUCUACCCUUCCACCCUCUGAUAACACGGGGGACUUGCAAUGUCAUGGUCACACUGAACGGCCCAUUUGUGGAAAGCCAGCUCCUGUGUGCCAGGACUUUACAGAGGGAAAGGGAACCAACCUCAAGAGCAACCCCAAGACUGAAGUCUACCUUAUGACGUGCUCUGAGGGGAAGAGACAGCUGUAGGGCUGCAAUCUUGCACCAUACCCUAGGCGGUGGUUGCUGUGAGUCCGUCCUUGGAGGGAGGGACAGGAAGGGUGCAGAUUUGUUUUCUCUCCAUCUUCAGGCCUCAUUUGAGUACCCAGCUGCACUCCAGAGCAGGAUUCAAGAUGGCACAGGCUCACUGAGUCUUAUGAGCCCAAAUACAGCAGAGCCGUUCCUGUGCCUUAGGCACCCGUUCGGCACAAGUCUUGGCCAUCACUUUUUUAAAAAAGAAAAUAAGCUCAUAGUGCACUUGGAACUUCUCUCUAGACUUUAGAUUUUUGUUGUCACAGCAUUGUGUUCCGGGACAAAGCCAUAAGAAGAGCAUAUAUACUGUACCUAUGAGACAAGAUGACGAUGAUUCACCCAAGUUAAAGUAUGACCUUAAUUAAAGCCCAAGCAUUUGCUCUGGUGCUGCAUAAUGAGAACUACUGGAAUCAGCCCUCUAUCCCAUCCCAACCCUUAUGCUCCAAACCCAUCCCUGCUCCCCAAUGGAACACAGCAUUUCCAACUGUUUGUAAAUAAAGAGAUGCAGAAUUGUACUUUG
This is a messenger RNA of Artibeus jamaicensis (Jamaican fruit-eating bat), 6363 nucleotides long. RefSeq names its product phosphate cytidylyltransferase 1B, choline (gene PCYT1B). Lineage: Eukaryota; Metazoa; Chordata; Mammalia; Chiroptera; Phyllostomidae. The transcript has 7 exons. The record is from RefSeq and is a predicted model, not a curated record. The coding region runs from base 1830 to 2828 and encodes 332 amino acids. Gene Ontology annotation, molecular function: phosphatidylcholine binding; choline-phosphate cytidylyltransferase activity. Gene Ontology annotation, biological process: CDP-choline pathway.